Mesorhabditis belari is the source of this 312-nucleotide messenger RNA. The record is from the annotation of a GenBank genome assembly. Lineage: Eukaryota; Metazoa; Nematoda; Chromadorea; Rhabditida; Rhabditidae.
AUGGCCAACGUGGAGACAGAGGCAACGAAAGUCGAAGAGGCAACACCCCAGAAAAGCACAACGACGUCGGCCCAAGUCUUUCACGAUGAGGUAGAAAUUGAGGACUUCGAGUUCGACGAAGAGGCUGAAAUCUAUCACUUUCCCUGCCCCUGUGGAGACCGAUUUGAAAUAACGAAAGAAGCUUUAGAGAGCGGAGAAGAUGUUGCGACGUGUCCCUCGUGUUCCCUCAUCGUUAGAGUCAUCUACGAGCCGGAUAUGUUCAUGAAAUUUGAGACGCUCACCAUUGCGCCCAUAAAGAAGGCCGAAGUCGCA